Epinephelus fuscoguttatus (brown-marbled grouper) is the source of this 5565-nucleotide messenger RNA. It is a transcript of the gene dmrt1, whose product is annotated as doublesex and mab-3 related transcription factor 1. Gene Ontology annotation, cellular component: nucleus. Gene Ontology annotation, biological process: sex differentiation; regulation of transcription by RNA polymerase II. The transcript has 5 exons. Gene Ontology annotation, molecular function: DNA-binding transcription factor activity, RNA polymerase II-specific; RNA polymerase II cis-regulatory region sequence-specific DNA binding. Bases 145 to 1026 code for a protein of 293 amino acids. Lineage: Eukaryota; Metazoa; Chordata; Actinopteri; Perciformes; Serranidae. The record is from RefSeq and is a predicted model, not a curated record.
GUCUUGCAUCAGUACAGGCUUUAAAAAGCCGAACCUGCAGAAACAAACUCAAACAUUGUAGCUAAAAUCUGACUGUGAUCCCUGAGCAGGUUCAGCAGUGACCACCAGAUCUCCUUUCCUGCUGUUGCUUUAUUUCCAGCAGCCAUGAGCAAAGAUAAGCAGAGCAAGCAGGUGCUGGAGUGCCCCGGACCUCUGUCCCCAUCCAAAGGCCACAAAUCCCCGAGGAUGCCCAAGUGCUCCCGCUGUAGAAACCACGGCUAUGUGUCUCCUCUGAAGGGACACAAGCGCUUCUGCAACUGGAGGGACUGCCAGUGUCCCAAAUGUAAACUGAUAGCUGAGAGACAGAGAGUCAUGGCGGCCCAGGUCGCCCUGAGAAGGCAGCAGGCUCAGGAAGAGGAGCUUGGGAUUUGUAGUCCUGUGGCUCUGCCUGGCCCUGAGGUGAUGGUGAAGAAUGAAGCUGGAGUAGACUGCUUGUUUACUGUGGAGAGACGAUCCCCGACGCCCACCAGCACCUCCACUUCUUUUGCUGUCACAGGGAGUCGCUCAGCAUUGUCCCCCAGCCCGUCAGCUGGUGCCCGGGCUCAUACUGACGCACAGUCAGACCUGCUGUUGGAAACUUCCUAUUACAACUUCUACCAGCCAUCUCGCUACCCCACCUACUAUGGGAACCUGUACAACUACCAGCAGUACCAGAUGCCUCAUGGUGAUGGCCGCAUUUCAAACCACAACAUGCCCUCUCAGUACCGUGUGCAUUCCUACUACCCAGCAGCCACCUACCUGACUCAGGGCCUGGGUGCCACCACCUGUGUGCCACCCCUCUAUGGCCUGGAUGAUAACAACAACUGCUCUGAGACCAUGGCAGCCUCUUUCUCACCCAGCAGCAUCCCCACUGGUCACGACCCCACCCUGACCUGCAGGUCCAUCAGCUCCCUGGUUAACUCUGAUGUCAACGGUGAGUGUGAGGCUGCCAGCGAGACGCCAAACUUCACUGUCAACUCCAUCACCGAGGGCGACGCCACCAAAUGAAUAAAACGAAGGUUACACACAAGAAACGUAUUAUGACAUCAGUUGAGCAAAAAACUGUUGCUGCAGGUUUCUUUGUUUCAGGAGGCACAAUGAUGCGUUUUCUGUGCCUUAGUUGAAACGACAGGCUGUUUUCGUAUUUUAGCUCAUUUUUAUCUGUUAAUGUUUUGUUGAAGUCAGUUCACCAGUGUACAGUGUGCUUGGAAAGUUUAAAAAAAAGCAACUCAAAUAACAACAUGCCAAAACUUGACUUGAGAAGCCCUCUCUAAAAGAUAAAGAUGACUAAACUUACUAUAAGUAAGUCUAUCGAUUAUCAGUAACAAUCAAUUAUUAGUGGACGAUCUUUUGACAAUCAGAGUAUAUGCUUAGUGUUUGCUAAGACAUAUUUUUGAGUUGGAAUCAGUAUUACUUUACAUCUCAAGCACUUAUUUAGAAGAUGCCAGAGGAGAAAUUUGGCCAGUGUAAUUGUAUUCAUAUGUUCUGUGGUCCAGUAAACUAAUAAAGAUGUUGAUUUUCUGUUGAUGUUAAAGAGUAGCUCAACACCAGGCUGAACAGCAGCAUUACACUGCUGUCUUUGGUUCAAAGUUUUAAGUGUGUUUCACCUGUAUAACUGCACCCAAAACUGAUGUCACGGUGCACCGACACACCCUGGAGUACACCUCAGUAUCACUGCAACAGGGUGAAAACUUAAACCACUUGAGGGCAAAAAAAAAGAAAGACUUGUUAAGAGGUGUUAAGUUGGCUUGGGUGACAUCUAUUUUUCUUAUUUUGCUCAAAUUUCACUGGGGUAUACAAUAUAUUACGUAUUAGUCCAUCCCCCACUCCCCCAGCCAGCGAGCCCCCCACGUUCAGCAAACUCUCUUAGCUUUUUCAGUCUCAAAUAAACAGUACAAACUCAUCAAACAAAAAAAAAGUUAAAAUAUGCCGACUCUCACUCUCUGCUGAUUCUGGCUGGCUGUUUACAGUCCUGUAACCUUAUCCCCACGACUAUUUGUUGCGGCGUCUGUCAGCUCAGGUCCCACCAGUAGAGAUCAGAGACUGACCUUGGGUGUGGGGUGAUGGAUGUGCACUACAUACAAUGAGUUUAGAGAGAGGAGCGCUUGUAUUUUUGACAGUAUUGAAAAUCAUACCAUCUGGGUUUCCAAAUACCUUGGUGUACCGUAAUACCAUAAUACUUUGAUACUGCCCAAGCCCAGUAUUACGUUACUCAUAAUAGUUGUUUAACAGUAUUCAAAUGACUAUAACUUCACUGACUACAUUUACAUGCACAUAAUAUUCUGGUUUUUGUCCUUAUUCCAAAAAAAGACAAUAUUCCCACUAAGCUGUCCAAUAAAAAUGAAUAUUCCAUUAGGGGCUGCACACAUGCGUCCCCAAUUUCAGUGUUUUCAAUGUAGGCACGCAGCAGACGCGUUUAAACACCAGAGUGGCGCUGUGGAAGUGUGCAUACGUUCCCAAGCGCCUGUUUUUCAGGGCGAGACAGCUGCGCCUCAAGAUAACCCAAGUUCAACUUUUAGAACGCAGCAGUACGCACCACAUGUCAUGUGGCGAGGAACAACCAGUCACAGCCGACAGAUAUCUUUCCUGUUGGACUAUACAAACAAAGCCUCCCUCGUUCAGUCCUUCAACCACCUUCUUAAAAGGUCAGCGCUGCGAUAUUUGCUCAUAUCCAAAAACCUGUUGAUAUCCAAGUUUUUCGUAAUGUUUUAAAGUAGGUGUGUCUCUUCUUCUUUAGGGUAGGCAUUCCUACCUCACAGCCUUGCAAACUGUUGGGUAUUUGCUGACAGCUGACUGUAAACGGACAAAAGACUGCGUUGCAAACUACAGUAAAAAAACCCAGUUUGAGAUGCAUAUUCUGAAUGCCCUUUAUUGAUGGCCAGAGAAUGCUUCUCAUCAUAUCCCACAUGUCUCAAUUGUAUAAUGCUUUAUUCGGAAAAAGGCCUAAGUCGGAGUAUCAAACGAGAACAUGCUGCUUACAUGACCCAUAUCAGAUUCAAAAUAUUGUCAUACUCGGAAUAAAGGCAGAAUAUUAGUGUGCAUGUAAAUAUAGUGAAUGUGAAAUGCUGUUUAAACAAUCUUCAUGAGUUACUUAGAUUUCAUUAAAAAUACAGCCUGACAGAAUUUACAAGGCUGAAUAUUGAUAUUUUAGUUUAAAAUUCUCAGUAACGUCAUUUUUGUCAUACACAUUAUAGGUUUUCUUGCAUUUGUUUUUUAAAGAAUUGUGACCAAGUUAUGUAGUGACUGGGAUAUUUUAUCAGACAUUACAUAAAGUGUCCUGGUUGACAUAUACACCAAUACAAGUAUAUCUGCAAUAUAAAACUCUUAAUACAUAUUGUGCCCAGAUUUAUACCUAGACGUCAGUUGAUUUUUUAAAAAGAUGCUAAAACUGUUUGAGUUUAGAGGAGAAAACAUCUCUGACAGUGACGCUGAGCUUCUCCUGCAGGACACCGUGCGACUGGGGGGUUAGCAGAGAGAGCAGGCAGGUUAGACAUGAAUCAUGUUUCCCUCCGUUGCGUUGGCGUGUGAUGAGCACCGACUGCUUAUUUAUGGCAGCGAUCCAGCGGCAUUGUUUAUUCCACUGAAUUUGCAUGUCUAUUGUAUAUUUAACCCCUUCAGGCUCAGUUUUGUUAGCUAUGCACACGGGUUACUGUUUACACACUUUGGCACGGCCUUGUAGAUGCAGCAGAGGCUGAGGAGCUGGAUUUGUAGCAGCAGUGUCAGGAGCUGAAACAUGUAGUUGAGUAAUUGAUGAGUUGAUCCAGAAAAGCAGCCGUUCUGAUCAUCUGAUUAGGCAAAAAUGCUGCACAUUUAAUGGUUUUACGCUCUCAAAUUUUAGUAUUUGCUGAUUUGACUUGUCUUGAUGUGAAGUAAACACAUGUUUGGGUUUUGGACUGUUGGCACGUCACCUUAAGAUCUGGAAAAAUAAAUAAAUAAAUAAAAAUAAAACAACAGUACAGAUAAUUGUUAGGUGUGUUUUUUUGACAGAUUAAAACCUAGUCACAGUGGUUUUGUGUGAGUAAUUACCCCCAAACAAAGUCAUUCUUUAUUUCACGAACUAAUGAAAGUAAUCCUGUGUUGCCCAUUUGUUUAAGUGUUAAUUAAAAAGAACAACUCGGAUGAUAUUUUGCCAACUUUUCUCCCUUUGUGAAGCUGACUAGUGCACUACUGUACUGCAUAGUGUUGAUGUGUUCUGUGUUUUAUGGAGAUUCAUUUCCAACUGCAUGCUUUGAAAGUGUUUAUUUGUGUUUGUGUUUGAAUAAGACAGCAACAAAAGUAAUUUGGAGUCUUGGAGUUUAUGUCGCUACAAGUUUUAGGGGAAUAAAAACGCUCUGAAGUGAUGGAGUGUAAAUGUGAUGCUGGAAACAACAAUAUAAAACAGACAAAGAAAAUUACUUGUAUUUUCUUUCUGCUGCGCUGUGGGAACAUUCAUUGGAUUCUGCCCCAUCUGUUGUAAUCAAUAACGUGACCAUCUUGUUUUUUUAUGAAACGCACUUACUCUUAAUUUCAUCCACCAGUGGUUUUAGAGAGAAGAAUGUGGAGUUACCUAUAAGGCUUUGACAUUAUAAAUCACCUCUUGAGACCAGAUUGUACAGCAGUAUCGAUUGAUCCUGAUAUAUCACAGAAAUUUACUGUCACUUCUGUUUUCAAUUAAAGAUACAAUCAGUCAGAUAAUGACUUAAUUGGAUUUUACAGAAGAUUGAGUUUUAUUGCCCCGUGCUUUACGAGUUUAGUUAAGGAAGGCCAUUUUAUCACGGUUGUCAGGGGCGACCGGCUGCCGCUUGCCUUGUCCUUCUGUAGCUGCUGCUGCUGCCCCAGUGUACAGCGCAGGGGAGAAAGUGUCACAGGAUUGGUUUUCCUUGAGCUGCCUCUGCCUCCAUGAAUCAUGCCCUCCCCAUAAUAGAUAAAAUCUGCUUGGAUCCCACCAUGACACCUUCGGGUGGAGUGAUGGCCGCUGGAUACAGACAGUGUUGGAAGAGGACGCAGUGAGCUCAGAGGUGCAGAGAGAAACUUAGAUUUUAUGUUCAAAUAUGAGGAUGCAACUCUAGUACCCCUUUUCCACCAACAUGGAACCAGUUCAGUGCUGGUUCCUGCACCUAAUUUUGAACCAGAGUGUUUCGACUAAAAUAAAAUUCACUCAGAACCCAAAAAGUUCUCAACUGGAACCGAAACAUUGUGGGGAAAUUGUCAGACAAAAAAGAGCGUGCAGUGGUCAUAGUUGGUUCAUGCUUGUUUUUGGAAUGACAGAACAAAAGUUUGCAGGUAAUCAGUGUAGACUGCAAUUUUGUUACCACUGUUACCUUCUGUUGUGCAACGCCCUCCAUUGAUGACACAUCCUUGAUUACAAUGGUGCCGUGCAAAACUUUUGGAAACGUGGGCUGGUUUGCUAGAUAGCGCUCAAGUAAAGUUUAAUCUUUACAACAUGAGUUUUACCUCACCUGCUCAGGUGCUAACGAUAAUCUGAUAGGUUGUGUUGCACCUCUAGGAACCACAGUUUUUUAGCAGUGAAGUCAUCUAACAUCUUGUCGACAUGAGUAAGAAUAUUUG